GGAGGCCGCUGUGGCUCGUUCCUCCUCCUCCUCACUGAGCCACACAAUUACUGACUCGCUGUCGGCCUCGACGCUCGCUCGGAUAAGUUUCAGUGCAGUGCCUCCGUCUGGGAUUAACAUGGAUAUGAGUUUGAUAACUAUCAGCGGAGUAACUUGACAGUUGGCAUGUGUCUCCAGGACCCGAGUAGUAGUGACGUCCGGCCAGCCAUGGAUAAUUACAUUAACAAGAUGAACUGGAAAUACUGGAUAAUGGAGGUGGUGUUUCUGGCGCUGGCGGUGUGGACGUGCGCAGGCGCAGCGCGGCCGUGUCCAGAUGUGUGCCGGUGUAGCCUGGAUGGCCGCGGUCGCCGAGCAGUGAGGUGCGAGGCAGGUGGCAUGGCCGACCCCAUACCUGUCUUGAACAUGGCCGUGAACACGGAGGUGCUGGUGAUCACGGCGCCUCCUCACCAUCCCAACUCCCUCACUCUCGGCCCGAUCUUCAAGGAGCUGCGACGCCUAGAAGAAAUCCACAUCACCUGGGCCAGCAUUCCAGCUCUCGGGGCGCACUCUUUCUGGGGACUCCAGCGGCUUCACGUCCUCAACCUCACGCACAACCAGAUCGCAGCGCUCAUGGACACCAACUUCCGCGGCGCCGACGUGCUUCAGCACCUGGACCUCAGCCACAAUCUUAUCGAGUCCGUGCCCUCGGCGGUGUUCAGAUACGUGCGUCGCCUGCAGUCACUCACCCUGGCCCACAACGCCGUGCCGGAGCUGGUGCCCAGAAUCUUCUUUGGCCUCACUCGUCUGGAACGACUUGAUCUGAGUUUCAAUCCACUGGGAGAUCUUCACCCCGAGCAGUUCUCAGACGUUCCCGAGCUGCGACAUUUGGUGUGCGCUGGGUGUGGCCUCUCAUCUCUCAGCUCCUCACUACUCCAGGCCCUGCCAAACUUGCACACCUUCGAUCUUCACAAUAAUCGCAUGACGCAGGUGCCAUCCGGGCUGGCCACCACAUUCCUGCCCAAACUUAUCAAUCUCAAUUUAGACGCUAAUCUGAUCUCAUUUGUUGAGCACGGAGUAAUUGCAGGCUCAUCGCUCGGCUACUUGCACCUGGGGCACAACCGGAUUAGUCGCGUGGAGCCCGGGGCCUUCACUAACAGCUCACUCAAGUAUCUUGAUCUCUCUUACAACCGUCUCGUCAAUUUUGAUAACGAAGCUAUACGAGAUGCUCUGGGCGACCUCCAUGAACUUGAUCUCUCCGGAAACUCUUUGCACAUAGAGCAGCUGUUGUUUGUGCUUCCUGCAGCACGAGAACUGCAACGAUUAGGUCUGGGGGACAUGGGUCUCAUGCGUCUGCCACCUGGCCUGCUGCAGGAUUUGGGGAACCUGCAUCAUCUCAACAUCUCCUCCAACUACCUCUCUGCCUUUCCUACGGAUGCACUACUGAAUGCUCCUCAACUCCGUUCCCUUGAUCUUUCCCGCAACAGCUUCAGAGGACUCGAUGACAAAACGGUGUCAGCAAUAAGUGCCUCGAAACAACUGCGUAAAUUGCGACUGGAAGGAAACCCAUGGCACUGCGACCAGUGCCACGUGGGACCUCUGCUUCGCUGGCUCCAGGACGCUCCCGACCAGGAGUCUGGCUGUCAGGAACCGCGAGUGUGGACGUGUCUCAAGUGUGUCAGUCCUCCUGGCGUGGAGGGACUUGAACUGGCUCUACUGCCUCUGGGUGACCUUCCCUCGUGCCCGCAGGAGCUGCCAGCAGCCGCGCCCUCGUGGAACACACCAGUCCUCAGCGAGGGCACCAUCGAGCCAAUGUUACCGCGGAGCCAACUGACCAUUCAGGAAGACCACAGCAUAGACUGGUCCUUGACGAGGCUGCUGAGAGAGAAGCUGCACAUGGUAAUUGUAAUAGGCUGCUGCAUUGUGCUGCUCUUUCUGAUCCUGGUGAUAGUGGGCGUGGUCGCCUACAGCCGCCACUCCGCCUUCUACUACACCUGCGAGGGACAGUCGCUUCAUGCCAAAAAACUGAAAGCAAAAGAGAUGAAGAACAAGAAACCCGGCGUACAGAGCUCCAGCCGCCCAGACGUGACCAUCGCCACAAUAGACGAGUUGACAGACAUCGCCGGAUCCCAAGAGGUGAUCGAGGACAAAAUUCAUCACACACAAUAUUUUGGUUAGUUUUCAUAGCGUCGAGGCAGUGAUAAGAACGUACGCCAUUCUGCCGUUGCUUUACAAACUUGCAAAGUUUAUUCAAUGAAGUGGAAUGUUUAUGAUCCUCUCCAAAGAGGUCUUUAGUGCUGCAGUGAAGGACUGUCGACACAAAACGGCGGAGCACUCCACAUUCUCUAGAUAUUGCAAGAGUUGCAGCCAAGCAAACUAUGCCGAGGAGCAACGUAAGAAGCUGAGCGACUCAGGCUUCAUAUUCUCCAGGAAAAAUUUGCGUAUAAAUGCAUAUUUUUACGCGUGUUUGUGUAUGUGUAAAUGUAUGUUUUUGUGUGUAAGUUACUGUGAGAAAUUUAUUAAAUAUUAUCUCUAGUUCCAAUAAAGUGAACAAUAAUGAAAAAGAAUAAGAGAAAAUAUCUUGCCUUCCAUAAGAUAAAUCUUAGUCCGUAAAAUACGCUGAAGAGGCAACGCUGCUCUACAAAUCAAGUUAUCACUGACGAUCAAAAUGAAAAAAAAAAAAGUUCUUUUCCAAAGUUUUGACAUAUCAAAGCAUUGUUUAUGUGUGUGUUGGUAAAUGUUUGUGUGACUGAAAUUUUCCAGAACAAAAGUGUAAAAGAAAGAAGUCUAAUAUUAGUUUCAAUAAAUCCGCCCAUCUCUGGACUGUCUCGCACUCAUUCACUCACUCACUCACACAGGUGCGGCCGAGUGCACAGCGUUCGGGAGUCGCAGUCCACGGACCGUUCAAUUCCAGGAAGAGCUAGAAACAAAUGGACAGAAUUUCUUUCACUUGAUGCAUCUGUUCACCUAGAAGUAAAUAAGUAUCUGGGGUAGUAAGUCAGCUGUUGCCGUCUGUACAUCCAUGGGGAUGUAUUCGUGUGUGACAGAGACAUAUGGUAGAUAUGAGAGAAAAAAUAGGUCGGGAGCCAGUACAAUAGAUAACCAACGGUUAGAAAGGCGGGACCCAAGAGCAACAGCUGAACCCUGUAGGUACUAAAAGGUAAACACACACACUCACAAAUCAAACACACACACAUACACACAACUCGAGAGCGGUGAUCUGUGUGCGAGACAUAACUUUUUGGAACUUUCGGAAGGAAAUUUUUGAGUUGGAAAGGGGGAUGAAAAGAGAGGAGAGAGAGAGAGAGAGAGAGAGAGAGAGAGAGAGAGAGAGAGAGAGAGAGAGAGAGAGAGAGAGAGAGAGAGAGAGAGAGAGUAGAAUGGGAGAAAUAAUGAGAAAUAGGAGAGUGAAAGACAGAGAAUGAGAGAGAGAGAGAGGGAAACAGAGUUCCAACUCGAUUGGAACUAACUCUUUCGUUUUGGAGCACCCCGAGAAUGUGUUCGAGCAAUGCUUUGCUUCGCUCAGGCGUAUGUCCGCCUACACCUCACUUACUUUUCCCCCUCCACUCUUUGUUUCAGUUUUCCCACCGUGAAAAAAUGCCAUGCAGCCAACUUGGGACUAUUCGGAAAGAUGACAAAAACAAGAGUUUUUUGGGGAAAAUCUGGGCUCAGUGAGCGUGGUUAGUUUGCUAGUUAAUUUUUGCUAGUAGUUUUAAAUGAUCCCUGUUUUUGUUGUUUAUCCAUUCGAUUUUUUUUAACAUACUGUGAUCAUUCAUUAGUAUGAUAUGGCUUUAUUCUUUCAUCCUUCCUCAUUCUUCCUCUUUUUCAUUAUUUCCUGUGUUCUUAUUAAUGUUUUGUUCUUCUCCCUUUCCUAAUUUAAAAUUCUUCUUAAUAUUCUUAUUGCUCUUUGGAAAGCUGCUCUUCUCGUGUAAAGUUUAGGUCGGUAGGCUGCCAUGAGUUAUGUGACCACAGUAAUCUUUCAGAAACGACCUUCAUGUAUCUCCAUUUGAGAGAGCAGUUAAAGGAUUAAAUAGUAUAUAUCUUAGAACACGAGGCAGCCAAUUCCAAGAUACGUUUAGUGCCGCAGUGACCAUGUAUGAAAAUUUAUCACCAACCAUUUCCUAUAUAAUUUGUAAUAGAGACCAGAGAUGUUUGUGGUCAGUCCAACAAUAUAAAGAACACAGAUGUUCGUAGCCAAAUCAGCACUAUAGAGAACCCAGGCAUUCGUGGCCAAAUCAACAAUAGAGAGAACAUAGGCGUUCGUAGCCUAGCUAUCAAUAUAUGGAAUACAGGCGUUCGUGGUCUGGGGUCAGAUUCACGAAGCAGUUACGCAAGCACUUACGAACCUGUACAUCUUUUCUCAAUCUUUGGCGGCU
Procambarus clarkii (red swamp crayfish) is the source of this 4352-nucleotide messenger RNA. Its product is annotated as platelet glycoprotein V. Lineage: Eukaryota; Metazoa; Arthropoda; Malacostraca; Decapoda; Cambaridae. Gene Ontology annotation, molecular function: protein binding. The record is from RefSeq and is a predicted model, not a curated record.